GGAGCGGGGGCGGCGGCGGGGCGCGGCGCGGCGCUUCCUGGCGGCGGAAGCGGCCGGGCCGGGCUCCGCGCGCGCCAGGCGUCCGCCGCCCGCUGUGUCCGUGCGCGGCCGGCAGAGGCGGCAGCAUGUCGGUGGCGGGGCUGAAGAAGCAGUUCUACAAGGCGAGCCAGCUGGUCAGCGAGAAGGUUGGAGGGGCUGAAGGGACCAAGCUUGACGAUGACUUCAAGGAAAUGGAAAAGAAAGUGGAUCUGACCAGCAAGGCAGUUACAGAAGUAUUGACUAGAACAAUAGAGUACCUCCAGCCUAACCCAGCUUCCAGAGCCAAGCUAACCAUGCUCAACACGAUGUCGAAGAUCCGCGGGCAGGUGAAGAACCCCGGCUACCCGCAGUCCGAAGGGCUGCUGGGGGAGAGCAUGAUCCGCUACGGCAAGGAGCUGGGCGAGGACUCCAACUUCGGCGAUGCGCUUCUUGAUGCUGGUGAAUCUAUGAAACGAUUGGCUGAAGUGAAGGACUCGCUGGAUAUUGAAGUCAAACAAAAUUUUAUUGAUCCCCUCCAGAACCUGUGUGACAAAGACCUGAAAGAAAUCCAGCACCAUCUCAAGAAGUUGGAAGGCAGACGCUUGGACUUUGACUACAAGAAGAAACGACAGGGGAAGAUCCCCGAUGAGGAACUUCGACAGGCCAUGGAGAAAUUUGAAGAGUCCAAGGAAGUAGCUGAGACCAGUAUGCACAACCUCCUAGAAACUGAUAUCGAGCAGGUGAGCCAGCUCUCGGCCCUGGUGGAUGCCCAGCUGGACUACCACAGGCAGGCAGUGCAGAUCCUGGAUGAGCUCGCGGACAAACUCAAACGCAGAAUGAGGGAGGCCUCCUCACGUCCCAAGCGGGAGUAUAAGCCCAAACCCAGGGAGACGUAUGACUUUGCAGACACCGACCAAUCUAACGGGGGCUUCUCUUGCACUCCUACCCCCAAAGUCUCAGCUUCCUCCUCUUUCCGAUCCGACAAGCCGUCCCGGUCCUCCGUCAGGAGUAUCCCUCACCUGGACCAGCCCUGCUGCAAGGCGCUGUACGACUUCGAGCCCGAGAACGACGGCGAGCUGGGCUUCAAGGAGGGCGACAUCAUCACCCUGACCAACCAGAUCGACGAAAACUGGUACGAGGGCAUGAUCAACGGCCAGUCGGGCUUCUUCCCGCUCAACUACGUGGAAGUGCUGGUUCCGCUACCUCAGUGAAACAGCGUCACUCCCCGUCCCCCCACCCCCCCCGGCCCGCGGCUGCCCCACGGCGCGCGGGCCCGGCCUCCAUUCCACGAUUAUCCUGACACUAGGCCUCUCCGGCGGGGCGGGCGGGAAGACGCGGCCGCGUUGACUCUGUGCGUCGGCUCGGGGCGGGACUGCCAGCAGGGAACAAGCCAGAAGGGUCGACCGCCCUCCCCACCCAGUGAAUUUGGUUUUUAUUUUAUUUUCUCGGUCCUUCUGGUGCUUGAACUUAGGUACUUCACAGGCCCCGCCAGGUUCCUCCCGUUUCGUACGAUUUAAGCCGCGCCGCAGGCCUCUCCUUGUCGCGUUUUUGUCUUUCCUUUGGGUCGAGUGUCCGUGUGAGCCGGGGGGGCCGUGCCGGAGAGCCGCGCGCGUCCUUCGCGCUGAGCGUCGGCGUGGGGAGACGUGCGGCCCGGCGAGCUCGGGAUCCCUCGCGGUGGCGGCGGGCGGCUCUGCGCCAGGCCGGGAGCUUCGCUGCCCCGGCGCGGGGGGCCAGCAGCCGCUGAACGCUACCCGCCUCCCCGGGGCCGCGCAGCCCCGAGUCCCCGCUCGCGCUGCCGCGGCAGGGGAUGGCGGCUGCCUCCGGGGCUCGGCGCAGGCGGCGGAGCAACACUACGAUGCAGGUCAAACACUAACCAGCCCGGCCCUGCCGCCCCUCCCCGCGGGGGCCGAGCCCUGCGGCGGCUCUGCGCCGUGCCACCCCUCCCGGGAGGACGGAGCAGAGGUGUCCGGUGUCCACGUCAGCCCUCGGCCCCUUCCCGGCAGAGCUCGGCUGCCACGGGACCAGCGCCAGCCCCGCGGAGCCGCUUGGCUUGAGCUAGUCCGCUCCCUUGGCGUGCCCGUCCCGGUGCCCCAGCUCCGCGGGGCUGCGGCAGGAGCUGCGUCGAGCUCGGGCGCUGCUGCGUUUGCUACCCGCAGCCCUGCGCGCGCUGCCUCGUUGCUCCAGCGUUGCUGGCAGAGGGUCAUCGCCCUCCUCCCUGCCCGUCACCCCGCUCCUUCCUCCGCCCGCUCCCCUCCCGGCCGGCGGCUCCAGACCAGCCCCGCGCUGCAGCACCUCCCUGUCCCCGCUGCUCCCCUCUCCUGUUACAUUUACACACAGCCUUUUUAACGUUUUUAACCUGCAUGUUCAUGUAUGUCUGACCCCUGGCACUGACGCGCUGCCCAGCCGGGGCCGAGCCCGGGGCUCCGCGUGGGCCCCUCUCCCCGCGCGAGCUGCCCCUCGUCCGGCACCGGCGCCCGACCCCGGUGCGGGGCGCGGGGGCAGAGGCGGCUCCCCCUCGCUGCCAGCGGCGCGGGGAGCCCAAGGGACCGGCGUCCUCGGGGCCGCCACCUCUGUCCCCUCCCUGGCGGGGGCCGGGAUCGGGUCUCGGGAGCUCCGGUUCCCGCUCAGGUGGAUUGAAGUGAGUCUUUCAGCUGGGACAACUUGCUAGAUCUUUUUGUAAUGGUUUCUCCUGGUUUUUAGGGGAAAAAAAAAAAAAAGACGACCCACAAAUCUCGACUUGUAUCUCUGAAUAAAAGUAUUAAAUGUUUUCUUCUUUCUAA
This is a messenger RNA of Dromaius novaehollandiae (emu), 2798 nucleotides long. RefSeq names its product SH3 domain containing GRB2 like 1, endophilin A2 (gene SH3GL1). The transcript has 10 exons. Gene Ontology annotation, molecular function: protein binding. Bases 126 to 1229 code for a protein of 367 amino acids. NCBI's taxonomy places the organism in Eukaryota, Metazoa, Chordata, Aves, Casuariiformes, Dromaiidae. Gene Ontology annotation, biological process: synaptic vesicle uncoating. Gene Ontology annotation, cellular component: glutamatergic synapse; cytoplasm; presynapse. The record is from RefSeq and is a predicted model, not a curated record.